AUGACCGAUCCCUUAUUUCCCCUAUUAAAACUACCGUAUCUUGGACAGAAGCUGGUUAUCAAAUUGAUGUCGAUUGAUGAACAACUCCGCUACUCCACCAUAUCCCAAAACACCUCACUAUUCCUCAAGAAUCUCCAUCUAAAAGUUGAUUUCAUCACUCUCCGUGUCACAAACGAGUUCAUCUCUAUAAUCAUGAACACCUCCUCUCACAUUUAUCAUCACUUAGCGCCAGCGUCUUAUUCUGAAAAGAAACACCAGAAACCACGCCUAUUUUUGGAUAUCCCUGUGACAGUGUUUGGUGGUGAUGAGUCUAUACUGAGAAAACCUGAAUGGAGCUUAAGGGAUUGGAGAGAAUAUCUGGUGAAGACUUAUAAUUGCAAGAAAUUUAAAUUGAAAGUCUUGUCAUGCGACUUUUAUGAUAUAGAAUCAGUGAUUGCACUAUUCAAGGGGUUGAAUGUAAUAGGAGUAGAAAUUCAGGACUCAAAUCAGGAAAAUGAUAGGAAAAUUUUGAAAAUGUUCCCGCCAAAACAAGAACUCGAGCUGGAACAUCCCCCGUUCGAGGGAUUUGUCCUGAUGAAUCUAAACCUGGAUUACUUGAAACUCGGAUAUUAUAUCGAAGUUACAGUGCACAAUUUGAUGAGGAUGAAGACUAAGAAUAUCGAAAUACGGACUUGCCAAAUGAGAACUGUAGAACUCAAUAAUUUUAUCAAGAAAUGGAUAAGAAUGGAAACGAAUCUAGAGUUGGAGACAUUGAGUUUAGUACUGAACAAGUGUCGAAUCGAUCGGAACCAAGUUUUAAACCGGAUCGCUCAUUUGGUGGUUGAACCGACUAAGAUUUUUACCUCGGAGUAUCCUACGACGUUGUGGGAAGAGUUGGAAUCGCCCAAGGAGCAAUAUGAGAUUAGAAGGGAGGAUGGAAAGAAAGCAACAAUCCAAUGGUUUGAGCCAAGAUUUGGUUAUGGGUUCAAACUUAUUGUUAGUCAGGAAUGA
This is a messenger RNA of Caenorhabditis remanei, 990 nucleotides long. RefSeq lists its product as uncharacterized. The record is from RefSeq and is a predicted model, not a curated record. Lineage: Eukaryota; Metazoa; Nematoda; Chromadorea; Rhabditida; Rhabditidae. The transcript is spliced from 2 exons. The coding region runs from base 1 to 990 and encodes 329 amino acids.